AUGCGUGCGACGCUCUUUCUGUGGGCCAUGCGCGCGCCCUGGGGCCCACACCCACACCCACACCCCCGCCCGGCGCCUACGCCUCGCCCGCCCAAGCUCAGCCCGGCCCAUCGCGUGACGACGACCAUCGACCCUCGACCGCCACACACGGCAGCUACCUUUACUCCACGACUUGGAACUGAUCAUGUCACCACUCUCUCAUCCCACAGGGGAAAAGUCCACGGAUCUUUGGCACGUGCCGGAAAGGUUAGGUCGCAAACCCCCAAGGUCGCACCCCAGGAGAAGAAGAAGAAGGUAGGGCCAGAUCCACGAUCGUUCGCAGCGCUGUAGAUAUAGAUGUUGACUACUCUUUCCUCGAUCCGCCUUGCUCAGGUCUGCGGCCGUGCCAAGAAGCGCAUCAGUGCGUUCCCCGAUCCCCAAUUCCCGUCUCUACGCAGACGUACUGACAUCGCCUUCACUCCCCUCCUCAGUCUACAACCGCCGAUUCGUAAACGUCACGCUCGCACCCGGAGGAAAGCGCCGAAUGAAUCCCAACCCGGAGGGCAAGUCCGGAUCGACCUAA
Microbotryum saponariae is the source of this 562-nucleotide messenger RNA. Lineage: Eukaryota; Fungi; Basidiomycota; Microbotryomycetes; Microbotryales; Microbotryaceae. The record is from the annotation of a GenBank genome assembly.